Solanum tuberosum (potato) is the source of this 2232-nucleotide messenger RNA. RefSeq lists its product as uncharacterized. Bases 25 to 2232 code for a protein of 735 amino acids. Lineage: Eukaryota; Viridiplantae; Streptophyta; Magnoliopsida; Solanales; Solanaceae. The record is from RefSeq and is a predicted model, not a curated record. The transcript is spliced from 3 exons.
AACUGUUAUGUGAAAGAGGUUCCAAUGAAGAAACUGAUCAGUGAAGAAUUAGCUAAAAGACCAAACACAGGACAGAAUGUGCCUAGCGUUGUGGCCCGUCUGAUGGGACUGGAUACAUUAUCAGUAGAUGAGGAGAGGUUGAGAGAGGUUUCCUCGAGACAAACAGUUUUCGAUUCCUUUGACAGAUGGAGUAGUAAUAGCCUGAAGUUCAACGAACUUAAACCCCGAGAACAUCCACAGGAAGAGGAACUACAAAAGUUUAAGAAAGAGUUUGAAGCAUACCAAGCAGCAAGGUCCAAGGAAUGCUCAAAGUUUGUUGAACUUAGCACCAACACGGUUCUUUACGCGAACUCAACGAGAAAGAUGGUUACUGAGAGAUCUAUAGAUCUUAAAGGACUUGGUGCAACAGAAAAUAUACACGAAAGAGGUAUUUCGAAGGUUCAGAAAGAUAAAAAUGACUUUCUUGCAGCUGCACGAAAUAAGACUAUUCGUGCAUUGAACGUUAAGUCGGGUUCUGCUCCUGCAAAGAUUGUAAUUUUGAGGCCUGUUUCCGACAGGACGGGGAAAAAUGAAGAAUCAUGGGCUAAUUCUCCUAGAAUAUCCGAAGACGGGAGUAGCAUGGAAGAAUUUCUUCAGGAGGUUAAGGAAAGACUAAAGUAUGAAUUGCAAGAGAAGAGUUACCGCAAAAUCAUUGAGAAGCCAUCAGAUGCAAAGAUAAUAGCUCAAUGUAUUGCAAAACAGGCGCGAGAGAGUGUUACUAGGGGUGUUGGAACGACUCACCACCGAUCAGAAUCAAUGCAGUCUUAUAGAAGUGAAAUCCAAUGCGACGAGGCUAGCUCACCUGAAUUCACUAAUAGAGAUACAAGAAGAAGUUUGACAGAAGGGUUGAGGAAUGUCCUGAGGGACGAAUCAUCUCAUGAUAUGGACAAACAUGGUCGUGUAAGCUCCAGAUCAGUAACACAGAAUAGGGAAAAGAGCAAAGCUGAAGAAAUCAGAUAUGCUUCGAAUUAUGAAGCGUGCCGCGGGGAUGAUAUGAAAGAUGAAUCAGGCAUGCAGUGCAGAUAUUCCAGGCAGGAACUAGGUAAUGAUGUUAUGCUAGACCAGAAACUAUUUCACAGGAACCUGGUUAGAUCUUUGUCAGCUCCCGUAUCACGAUCAUCAUUUGGAAAACUUCUCCUGGAGGAUCAAGAUAUGUUAACGGGGGCUCAUAUUAGGAGAAAACACGAAGCUAUCGAGGAGGUCACAGUGAACGUUAAGAAAUGGCGAAAAGAGAAAUUCAAUCUUAAGGAAAAAGUUUCCAGCUUUAAGUAUAGUUUUGUACUAAAAGGAAAGCUCUUUGGUAGAAAAAUUCAAUCUUUGGAGGAAUCACAUGGAAACAAACAAAUGCACAUGAAAGAUCUUCAGAGCACACAAACUGUUGCAUCCAAAUCUUAUGUGAGACAAGAGAAUUCUACUGAGGUGCCACCAAGCCCUGCAUCUGUAUGUAGCACAAGCAAUGAAGAAUUUUGGAGGCAAACAGGUUACUUCAGUCCAUCAUCAUCAUCAAUUUCAGAUGUAAAUCCACUGGAUGAUAGUGAGAUACCUCAUGUUUUCAAAGAGAUCAGCUCUAAUCUGAACGAGCUAAGGAGGCAAUUGAAUCAGCUAGAAACUUAUGACUCUGAGGAGACAAUGAUCGACGAGCAGCCUAUUGAAGAGGAGAUCGUAAUGGAGAUUGACGAUCCAGCUGAAGCAUUCGUUAGAGAUCUUCUUGUUGCUUCUGGUUUAUACGAUGGUUCAUGUGAUAAAUAUCUAUCGAAAUGGGAUCCUCUAGGAAAGUCCAUCAGCAACCAAGUCUUUGAAGAAGUCGAAGAGUCUUACAACAGGCAAAAGAUAAACGAUUACAAUGAAGGAUCAAGCACUGAUCAUCAAUUCAAGAAGUUGAAUCACAAGUUAUUGUGUGAUUUCUUGAAUGAAGUGCUUCCAAGUGUACUCGGAAGCACUUCUAUGAGAAGGACUAUUAGUCCUACUCCACGAGCUCCGCGGGGAAAUAAGUUAUUAGAAUGUGUAUGGGAAAUUGCUCGAAUUUCAUCAGAUAUGUCAUCUCAAUCCCUCGAAACCAUACUAACUCGAGACUUGCAAUGCACGCGUUGGGACGGAUUAGUUGAUGAAGAUGUUAAUGCUCUAGGAAAAGAUGUUGAAUACCAGAUUGUUUGUGAUCUUAUUCAUGAAAUGAUCAAUGAUAUGCAACCAUAA